Molecule: messenger RNA, 866 nt
Organism: Xylaria bambusicola
Lineage: Eukaryota; Fungi; Ascomycota; Sordariomycetes; Xylariales; Xylariaceae
Product: Rhodanese-like domain-containing protein
Exons: 3
Coding region: 210-662 (150 amino acids)
Cellular component (GO): cytoplasm; nucleus
Molecular function (GO): protein tyrosine phosphatase activity
Source: RefSeq, a predicted model, not a curated record
GCCAAUCAUGCGAGGUCAACAGCCGUGAGGGGAAGGUGAGGGAGUGGAUUCCGAAUUCCCUCACCUGUCGAAGUGAAGAAGACCAUCCCUCGAUACAUCCAAUGUUAGGUAAUUAAUUAACUUGUGCAAAACCAUACAAAACCUAUCAGCCCAUACUGCCUCGUGAUCUUAUUGAUUGAUACCUUGGGGAAAUCCUCGCAUCAACGACCAUGCAAUCAGAACAGCCAUGGCACACAGCUUUUCCUGCCCCGAAAACUACCCAGCCGGGGUCGCUUUCGCGGGAUGAAGUCCUAGAGAAGCUACGCGCAGGUGGUGCCGGACGUGACUUUAUAGUUGUCGAUGUUCGCCGCAACGAUUACGAGGGCGGCACGGUCCGCGGGGCCAUCAAUCUCCCCGCGCAAUCACUCUACCCGACUAUUCCUACCCUCUACAAAUUAUUCAAGAGUGCUGGCGUUGAAUACAUUAUCUGGUUCUGCGGCUCGUCACAGGGUCGUGGGACUCGCGCCGCGGGUUGGUUCAAUGAUCAUAUUCAGGAACAAGGGGACGCGAACAUGAAAAGCGUGAUCCUCACGGGCGGCAUCAAAGGUUGGGCUAAUGCUGGUGAGGAAUACGUUGAGUUCAUGGAUGGCUACGUACCAGAGUACUGGACUCAAUUCAAAUGAGCAUAAAACAAAAACGUAUCAAAGGCUAUUGUUUUCUCCGGAGCACAAUUUCUUUCACAUAAUUAUUGAAUACUUGUUGAGCCAAGGAAGAUUGAAGUGAAAAGACUGAACAAGACCUAUGUUCUCCUCGUGAAAGGUAAACAAGCAAAUGAACACAAAGACAGCAACAAUGCCUUGAAUUGCAAAGUCCGUUUUCUUUGAAGA